Messenger RNA from Penicillium cosmopolitanum, 735 nucleotides. RefSeq lists its product as uncharacterized. NCBI's taxonomy places the organism in Eukaryota, Fungi, Ascomycota, Eurotiomycetes, Eurotiales, Aspergillaceae. The record is from RefSeq and is a predicted model, not a curated record. Bases 1 to 735 code for a protein of 244 amino acids. The transcript has a single exon.
AUGACACCACACGCAACUCCAGUGACCCCAGAGUCCGACGCCUCAGCUCCUCCCGCAAAUGCAGGCAGUCCUAGUCCAGAGGCUCAUCAACCGCACAUGAACUUAUCCUCUACCCCAAGUCGCAGCAGAUUCCGUGCUUGGGACCUUAAUUCUCCGCCAAGAUUCGUCAUCUGGGAAGAUUCCCCCCAACGAGGCUCGCAGAUUUGCCCAACUGGCCAUGUUUUCGAAUCCAUCAGAAGCGACGACAAAGAAAACGUGUAUACCACCGUCAUGGACUACGAUACAGAACCAGAAUCAGAAAGUCAGACUGUUGGCACGGACGAGAUGAGGCUGCCAGCCGGUCCUCGCGACGUCCUCGGGAUGCCCAUCACUUCCAUUUUUGGGCCUACUCUCUUGCAACAUUCUCAGGGGACCGAUGCCACGCCUUCUGCCCAGCCGACUCCUGUCGAGAACAAUGCUCGACUCACGAUGCAAGUUGCACUGCGCGAGGAGGACGAAAUGGACAUGGAGUGGAAUGAUGGUCCGUCGCCUCACGAGGGCGAGGAACUUGCCCGAGUGAACGAUACAAUUAAUCGGGGCGCGGAGCAAAGAUGGCAAUACGAGCGAGGUUCUCCCGUGCGUGAUCACAAUGUACAGAGGCAAAGAAGACACUUCCUUGAGGUUCGACGUACCGCUCAUUCUCGGCGGCACCAGGACCGUCGUCGUCGUUUCACUGGGGCGGGCAGCCCCCGAUGA